UCUCUACCGCGUCAUCCCUGCCAACGAGCUCGGCCUCUGAGACAGCAGCCCCCUGUCCGCCGGUUUGUGAAACGAGAAUGCCAGUUGUUCUUCAACACUAACACAGGGAAGAGAUAUGAGAUGCUCCACUUAGGAAGGACUAUAGACGAGUUUUGUUGAGAAGACAAAACAUGUGAGAUUGAUGUUUUAAAUCAGCGAGGGGACUUGUGUCUUCGUCAUUGUUCGUAACGAUGGAGAAUCAUAAUCCGGGAGCAUAUCCCGAAGCAUCCUGUGAGAAUCAACGGGAUGAAAUUAAUAAGGGUGCUCUGAGUUGGUAUGCACGAAUGUCCUUAAGUUUGUCAUAACGUGAGCUCUCCUACUCUGCUCACACUGCAAUCUUCUGAAGCUCUCUUCUCUGGUUCUUGUUUGCUCUCUUGAGAGCUCCUCUCUCCUUAAGUUUGGUUGACCUGUGGCCUUGAAUUCUGUCUUUUGAGGACCGAAGCAUUCAACUUUCUGGCCAAACUUGAUAUUUUCCUGAUUUACUGGUAUUGUUAAUUGCAUAAUCUGGUGAAGCAAUUCUGGUUGUGUUUCACCUCUUGUGUUCUUCUGUUGAUACUGAGCACAAGACACCCACUGCAGUGAUGGCUCAAACUUGCCUGCCACCUGGCUUUCGUUUCCAUCCAACAGAUGUUGAGCUUGUUUCUUACUACUUGAAAAGGAAGAUUAUGGGGAAGAAACUUUUUGUUGAAGCUAUCUCAGAGGUUGAGCUGUACAAAUUUGCUCCUUGGGACCUUCCUGAUAAAUCCUGUCUCCAGAGCAAAGAUCUUGAGUGGUUCUUCUUUUGCCCCCGUGACAAAAAAUAUCCUAAAGGGUCUAGGACGAACCGUGCCACACCAAAUGGUUAUAGGAAAACAAGUGGAAAAGAUAGAACAAUUGAGCUGAACUCUCGCAUUGUUGGGUUGAAGAAGACAUUGAUUUUUCAUGAAGGCAAGGCACCCAAAGGCAACAGGACAGAUUGGGUGAUGUAUGAAUACAAAAUGGAAGAUGAAACUUUGGAUGCUGCUGGUUUCUCAAAGGAUGCUUAUGUGCUCUGCAAGAUAUUUAAAAAGAGUGGGCUUGGCCCAAGGAUUGGUGAGCAAUAUGGGGCUCCUUUUGAUGAAAAUGAAUGGAAGAAUUUGGAUGUUGGAAGUUCUAUCUUCUCUUUUGCACCCUCGUCCGGUGUAGAGGAUCCACAAGUCGAAAGUUCUGCCUUGGCUACUCCAGUUAUUCAGGAACCAUUCACGCCUCAGCAGUCUGUUCAAUUUUCUGAACAUGUUAAUAUCUGUUCUAAUGAGGACAAUAAUGCGCCUCCUGAAAUUGAUGGAAUUUGGUUGGAAGAACUGGCAAUGUUUUUGAAUGAUUCUCCCAACCAUGACAUAGCUUUGCCAGAGAAUUCUGGUCUCCCUCCAAUGUCUGAGCUUGAGGCUCAAGCUUUUGAGAUGAAUACUGCUGAGCUCUAUGAUCAAUUAGCAGGACUUGCCCAGUCAGGGGAUAUGUCUAAUGUAAACUUCCCUGCUGGCGACGUGGGUGUUACUGAAAACGAUUUCCAGCAAUCAAACUCUGGAUUUGCUAUGGAUGAUGAUUAUAUAGAGCUGGAUGAUCUGUUUGCUCCUGGGGAAACCUUCUCUUAUGAUUUUUCUGGUGAAACCUUCUCCUAUGAUUUGACUGGUGGAACCUUCUCCUAUGAUUUGUCUGUGCCAAACAAUCAGUUUUUGCAGUACCCAUUGGAUCAAUCAACUAAUGGCAGUCACUAUGGUGAUGGUGCUACUCAAUCAACUUUUGAAGCAAGUGGAUCGCUUCCACCAAUGCCUAGCACUUUUGAUGACAUGCCUUCUGUUUCCAAUAAGCCUGCAAACUCCAAUUGCUUGAACCCAACCAUGAAAGACCCAUUCUCUUAGACAGCAACUUUUGAGGUAUAAGUCUGUUAUCUUUGGUCAUUGCUCUUGGAAGUUGCUGCUGUUUCUGGUUUGGUUGUCCAAUCAUUGUCUGAUGCGACUAUUGAUGGACCUUGGAUGUUGGUCCGUGCUGUAAAUGGCCCAACAAUGGUGUUUCCAUCAUGGCAUGGCUGCUGCUCUUUUAAAGAAGCCGGAACUUGGUUGUGUCUCAAUCACGAGCACAAUACUGGACAAGCGACCGAGCUGUUGAGUAAAUAGGCAAUUUUCCGAGUA
Molecule: messenger RNA, 2186 nt
Organism: Hordeum vulgare subsp. vulgare (domesticated barley)
Lineage: Eukaryota; Viridiplantae; Streptophyta; Magnoliopsida; Poales; Poaceae
Product: NAC domain-containing protein 17-like
Biological process (GO): regulation of DNA-templated transcription
Molecular function (GO): DNA binding
Source: RefSeq, a predicted model, not a curated record